UAAUGCAAUUCGCAAUGAUAGCUUCAGCUGGUCCCAGGCGGGAGAAGAUCAUGUUGAUGAGAUGAUUUUAGCUCUGAAUGCGUUAUUAUUGCUGUUUAUGAUUAUUGACAGUCUGCCCAAUCAUCAAAAUGAAACGAGCAACAGAAAAUCAAGGAGACACGCGAUCACUUAAAGAGUGUUUUUCCCCGGGGAGUAAAGUGAAGGACCUACCACUCCAGCAGUGCUCCCUACCCCGCUUUGCAUCUUUCCUCCAGGAGACUCCAAUGAAGCCCUCUCAGGUCCCUAACAAGUUUCCUCACCCCCUACCCAGGAGAAUGUUGCCACUUCAAAGCCCAGAGCUGUGCCAUAGAGACAGAAUGGGUCCUCCAAGGCACCCUCCUCAUUAUCUGGGACCAAUACAUUCAUCAAGAUUUGUUCCAAGGGGGCCUAGUAACAUUGGUUCCUCAGCAAACAGGCCCCAUUUCACACCAAGAGUGGGUCCUUUGCAUCACUCUACACAACCUUCGGGGUCUUCCUUUUCACAGCCUGUUCCAGUCAGCCCAACUAAUGGUGGAACUGCAGCUAAUAAGCCACAACCCUUGCCUCCUGGUACCUUUCAGCCAGUAUCCUCUCAAUUCAUGAAGGAUUUAAGCAACCACUCCCCACCUUCCCACAUCAGGAGAGAUCAAGUGACUGAGUCUAAAGUCAUGAUGUCUUACUCAGGGUGUGAAAAUGUAACAGCAAGACAAGAAGCUAACAAGGCUCAAUCCAGCGAUGUAUGGAGUUGCGUACAAACUGUCCAGCUCCACAGGCCUUCCUUGACACCAUCACUCAACACCAGAUCUACUCAAGAAGUUAGCCCACUGCCCCAACUGGACUCUGAGCAUGGGAGCCAGUGGCCCAUGAGAGGCUACCAGCCUUCUCAUAGUACCAACUCUCCUGACAAGGGGAGUGGUUCCAGUUUACCCAUCAUGCACAGCUCUGUAGCCCCUUGCCAGGACCAACAACAUAAACAAACACCGUCAAGUGAAAAGUUAACUUCAGCAGUGGAAUUGAAUCACUCGUCUCAGAAGAGGCGCAGGGAGUCUGAGGACUGUGAUGACGGUGCCAAGAAACUGUGUUUUCAGGUGGAGAACUUUGGCAAAGCACAGACACCAAAACCCACUGUUGUCAGUUCAUUCAGCAAUUCCCUGGUGCCUCAGCCAUCAUCGUGCCAUUCUUCAGUCUCGGAACUGUCGCCUCAGACCACAGAUAGCCAUCUGUGCACAGAGCCAGCAUCUGGCCAGUCAACCGACUUGGAACUAUCAUCAGCAUUUAAACCCACCCAGUCAUCCUGCGCAUCAAUGUCACCCAAACCUUGUAUAAAAAGACAACCAUCAGUGGGGGCAAAGCAAGCAUAUGUAAAAUCCUCUCAUAAUCAUACAGUGGAUUUAAUAGAGUUAAGUUUGCCUUCAAACCCAGGUGAAGCAAUUUUGAAGAAAAGAAGCAAGGAAAACAAUAAAAGGGAUAAAUCAGGCUCUUUGUUAUCCUCCGAGGUUUCCCAGAAGGAUGCUGGCAGCUCUCCUCAUUGUCAGCUAAGCAGCCAAAACUCUGGUCAUACUCAACGUAGUGCCUCACUCUUACCUGUCAAGACCCUGAGCAGGAGUCAUCAGGCGGAGGAGAGCCGGAAGUCGGACUACAGCACUCCCAAACCAGCCUCAAAAUCAAAUUCAGCUUCUCUGAGUUCUCGUCCCCGCCCACGAAGACCAGUUGUAAUAGAUGACGAUUUAUUUGAGCUUUUUACCCCUGAUCCCGUGACCUAUGUAGUCCCCCCUGCCCAUAAGACCGCAAAGCCCAAGGCAGAUGGAGGAACAAUCAAAUCUUCCUCUUCAGAGAAAAACUGUUCAUUCAGAAUUGUGUCCAACUCCAGUAACGCAGCUGCUGGUUUCUCAUGUCACAAAACGCAGAAAUUACCAGUAAACAGUUCUCAUGCAGUGGACACCAAAGUCUCCAUGCCAACUGUAGCGUUAAAGCGGGUAAAACUUGAAAACUUAAGACCAUUUUCCCCAAAAGACAGCAAACUCAAAAACAGUCCAGAAGUCACUUCUUCAGGCAGGCACCUUAGGGAUCAGAAUUUUAAAUCUGAUGAGAAACAAACAUCUCUCCUCUCCAACAAUGUGGAACCAUGCACUUUAGAGACUGACAUUGGUACCUCUGAGCAAAUGUCUACAUCUCAUCGUUCUCAGUCUCCACUGCUGGGGAGGCAGGCAAAUGAAGGGCGAAGAAAGCAGGUGAAUGAAGAAGAUCCUAUAGAUGUGGAGCUGGACCUGGGUCUGAGUUUUGCGUUAGAUUUGGAUCUAACCCAGAGCUCUCACAGCAGCGAGGAUGAGCAGCUGCUUUCCUUGCAUGAGAUGAUGGAGCGUGCUACCAAGCCCCCAGAUACACCGGAGAAAGGAGCCUUCUCAGAGCCAAGUACACCUAGUUGCCCGUCCAAAACUCUACCAUUGCCAUCUAAUGCAAAGUCAGGAGUCUACAAAAACAACCUUGAUCAGAUGCUGAAAGAAAUAAACACCAGUAAAAGAGCUAAAGAGAUUGAGACACAACUUCUAACUGCAUGUAAAGAAGACCUGUUGAGAAUAGCUGAAUAUGAGGAGGCAGAGGAGAACCGUGAGGAGGGCAUCUCCACUGAACACCAGGAAUUCCUGCAGCGCUACUCGUUGAUGUCCAGUGCAAUCAGAGAAGUGCCACCGGGAGAAAUAGUGUUCAACCUGGAGAAAUUUGGCCGAAUAUUCAACCAUGAUACACUGCAGCUCAGACAAUGUCUGGUCAAUCCACAGGGGACAGCACAGAAAACACUUCUUUGGUCCAGCCCUGCUCAGCUGAGACUGCAUGUAAAUAUUGGAUUGUUCCAGGAAGCUUACGAUAGCUGUUCUCCCUGUCCAACUCAGGUUACACGUUUCCUAUUCAAGAUGAUGUCGGUCCAUAAUGAGAGGAUGGUAUCCGAAAAGAUAUUACAGGCCCUCUGUGACAUCGCCUACACUGCAGCUUGCCAGAUAGUGAAACAGGGAAGCCAAAAGUUUGAAGUGUGGGUACCCAGUUUGGCCGAUGUCGUGCUGGUCCUCAUGAAUAUGGGAGUAGCAUUUGUUACUCUCUUCCCUUUUGAGAAUCUGCAGCCUCCAUUCACAGAAAGAGAUUUGCUGGAGGACGUCUACAUCAAAAGUGAGAGUCCCUCCACUAACAAUGACCAGAGCACUUUCCCUGAACACAACUACAGCAACAUCUUAAGGUAUCUGUCUUACUGUAUGGCCCUCUGCCCACGAGCGUACAGCGAUGACGAGCUGCUGUUACUUCUAACUGUGGUGGGCAGGCUGGGCCUGGACACACGGCUCAUCCUCCAGUCCAGCGUGGCGCUAUACCCUCUACAGUACAAGAUUGUCGGCAACAUAAGGGACUGGAACACCAUGCUGCCCAGAAUCUGUCAGGCACUUACUAAUCUGACAGAUGACCACCACAACAUGUGCCUACUAGUUCAGCUGCUGCCUGACCACACACGUGGAAAGCAACUGCGUCGACAUCUGAGUCUGGCCAUGAUCUCUAAACUGUUAGAUGGAAAUUGUACUUACAGACCUACAGGAAAAGAAAUUCAGCUCUCUGACCUGAGGCCGUACCUGCCUCGUAUGCAACCCUCCACCCUUCUCCGCAGCAUGCUGAGCUCCCCCAGCAGGAAAAAUAAAGAAGACGUGGUCACGCUUGACCAGCAGUCCUACUACCUCUGCUAUAGCCUUCUGACCCUGGUGAAUGAAGCUUCCAAUUUUCAGUUCUUCCCUGCUCAUCAAAAGGAGCAGCUGCUGUCUCUGAGCUCUGAGCUGGAAACACAUGUCAAGUGUGACAUCAGAGAGAGCGAGAAAUGUCUUUACCGGAGCAAGGUAAAGGACCUGGUGGCCAGAAUCUACACCAAGUGGCAGAUACUUCUUCAGAGGACAAGACCUCUCCAUGAUAAGUUGUAUGAUUAUUGGCAGCCUUUGCCUGUGGACACACUAACAAGCAGCCAAGAAGAGGAGGAAAUGAACGACAGUGAUCGUAGAGAGGAGAUGGAGGAGCAAGAGGAGGAGGAGGAGGAGGAGGAGGAUGAAGGAGGCAUUAGCGAAACUGAGGAAAAUGAGGUGGUAAUGAUCUCAGGGGAUGAGGAGAAGGACGAGGGAGAUGAUGCGAUGGAUGAAAGCUGCGAGACAAGGGACAACACAAAGCCAGAAGAAAUGGAGGGAGGCAAUACGGUGGGCGACACAAAUAAAACGGAGAAAGUGGCAGAAUUGGUACAAGGUGAGGGUAACCAAGAGAUACCAGAGGUGCAGCCUGAAGUUCUCAAAGAGUCUGUAGUGAUGGAAGAGCAAAUGGAGGCUGAAAACAUAGAGUGUGCUGAGGCAGAGACUGAAAAUCUGGUUGAGACAACAGAAACUUAUGACCAGGUAGCAGCACAUGAUUUAGUGUCAUAGAAAUUCUGUAUUUGUUUUCAGGGAUUUAAUAGUCAUUGCCUUAAUGUUAAGCUCAAUUUGCACUGUUGGCAUAUGGCUAACCUCAAAUUUCACUGUCAUUACAAAUGUAAAUUGUAUAUUUAUGAAUAAAACCAUUUUAGAAGAGAUGGCCAAGUUUGUUGAUUGCUGAGACCACUGGUUAGUGCUGCAAAAAAACAAAAUAUUGAUUUACUGUAUGUCUUUUUUGAAAUAUAACCUGAUAUUUAAGUCACGUAAAUUACUUAAGUUGUUUGCUGCGUGUACAAAGUUUUAAAAAUGUGGUAAUGUAUGUAGUACAUAUACAUACUGCAGCCUAGGGCCUAAAAUAGUCUAUUUAUGUGGAGAUUUCUGUUUAGUUUUUUUUUUACAAUGUCGUUUUAUU
Molecule: messenger RNA, 4851 nt
Organism: Scatophagus argus
Lineage: Eukaryota; Metazoa; Chordata; Actinopteri; Scatophagidae
Gene: slf2
Product: SMC5-SMC6 complex localization factor 2
Exons: 21
Coding region: 129-4451 (1440 amino acids)
Source: RefSeq, a predicted model, not a curated record